This is a messenger RNA of Cadophora gregata, 2121 nucleotides long. RefSeq lists its product as uncharacterized. Gene Ontology annotation, molecular function: DNA-binding transcription factor activity. NCBI's taxonomy places the organism in Eukaryota, Fungi, Ascomycota, Leotiomycetes, Helotiales, Ploettnerulaceae. The transcript has 5 exons. Gene Ontology annotation, biological process: regulation of DNA-templated transcription. The record is from RefSeq and is a predicted model, not a curated record. Bases 1 to 2121 code for a protein of 706 amino acids.
AUGGACAAUCAGCCUUUCGUAACGUUAUCUACUGGCGGGAUGCAACCUGCGUCACGAUCGCCAAGUGAAAGUCUGUCAGACAGCAGUGAGCAGCCAAAAUCCAGCCCAGCGUCCUCGAUUUCAGCGACGACACAUGACACCAGCCGAACAAAAUACCAUAUAAAUGAGCUGAGUACAUUUGUUCAGCGACUUGAAGCUGCUGCUACCAAGAUCUUUCCCAAUAAAGGACGUUCUCGCUACGAAAAUGUCCAGGUCUUGCUCCUCAGAUGGGAGCAGGAUACGAUGGGCGUUCAGUAUGAGUUGGAUGACCUGGCUGCUGCAUUCGCUAAGGGCUAUGGCUUCAAAACGGAGACUUGGUUGAUCCCAUCUACACAGCCUCAUCUGGCUCUGAUGGGCAAAGCAUUCAAUAUAGUACAAGACUUUGGAGUGAAAGAUAAUCUACUCAUCGUUUAUUAUGCCGGCCAUGGUGGAAUGAAUAGUUCUCGGCAGCCACUGUGGACAUGCACUGGCGACCCGAGCUCUCCAUACUUGCAAUGGUAUGCUAUCCAAACAAUAUUUGAACAAGCAGAAGCAGACGUACUCUUACUUCUCGAUUGCUGCGCAGCAGCAAGCAGUGCUCCAGCGGACGGUCAAUGUAACAGUGUGACGGAAACCAUUGCAGCCUGCGGCUUCGAGACAUGGGCUCCUCAACCUGGCCGACAUUCAUUCACCAACACGCUCAUCGCAGUUUUAGAUGACUGGCAGGACCGUUCAAGCUUUACAGCAGCAAUGCUUCAUUGCGAGAUCCUGAAUCGAUUACGACAUGAAAAGCCAGAGAGAAGACGCAACAUUAAAAACUUCGAGUGUCGACGAACACCUGUUCAUAUUCUCAGUACGGUCGAUGCGAGAGCAGGUAGUGUUGAGCUAUGUCGUCGAAAUGACCCCGAAUAUGUACCAGAAAGCCCCACAGGAAAGGGCAGAGAGGCAGAUCUAGCAGAUGCGGGAUCCGCAAUGGACAUUGAUUCCUCCGAACCAGCAGUGACCGCCAACAGAGACCAGCCCGCAGAUCUGUAUUCCCCGGACUCGUUAAACAAAAUUCUCGCCACCGGCGAGACAGCUCUCCCGCACGUCCUCAUCUCGCUGGCGCUUGAGGAGGAACAGCUACUUGACUUGGAACAAUGCAGGAAAUGGCUUCAACAGUUUCCCGCACUCGCUAAAUAUGCCCAAGUUCAGAGUAUUUACAAAAGUAACUCAACAUUGAUGAUCCUAUCAGUUCCGGUGCUCAUCUGGGACUGGCUCCCGGACAAUCUGGCUUGUUCCUUUAUUGGCUAUGUUCAUUCCACUAAUCUUUUUGCCAAUGACGCUGGCAAGUCGGCAAAAUAUUCAGAGGCUCUAAAAUCAUUCACUACUCCUUCAGUACAGCAACACGUUCCGGAUUGGCAACCUGCGUGGUGUGGUCCAUCUAAAGCAUGGGUGCCCUUGUUAGAGCCUAGUUUGCUCAGCAAGCCUCCGCGGCCUCUUGAUUCUUCUCCACAUAGGCUACUGAGUCGACGAAACAUUGUAGCGAAAUCUGAAAAACCACCUCUCUUCUCGUCCUCCCCGCCCUCACCAGAACCAACACCAGAGACAACACCAGAAAUUUUCGGCGGCUCACAAUCUCCCAAUACCAGCAGACGAAACAGCCUCAGCAGCUACGCACCUAGUUCCACCGUAUUCACAUCUCCAGACGAUUAUGAGCUUCUCUCCUCUAUGGGAGACUCGACCGAUGUCAGCAACUCGACUUUCAGUGAUCCCUGGUACCCAAUCUUCCCACAUGAUGACCAUGCUGAGGGUGCCUCGGAUUCCCCUCACAUUGCCGCCUCGAAAUCGGCAGCUACACUUCUGCGAAAACGAGAUAAACCACUCCCACCCAUCGUCGUCGACGAUCCAAACGAUACAGUUGCUAUGAAACGAGCCAGGAAUACCCUCGCGGCGAGGAAGUCUCGUCAGCGAAAAAUGCAAAGUAUACUGGAGCUGGAGGAGGAUAUCGCGAAGAAGACUGCUGAGCGCGAUCACUGGAAGAAACUUGCUCUGGGGUUGUCUGAUGAAUCUCCGGCAGCGGGUGUCGAUUCGCUGCGACGUUUAGCAGAUACACCUUUGUAG